CUUCCCCGCAAAUUGAGUCCUGACAUUUCUGAGGCCCUGUUGUACAACCCGGACUCACGCAACAAGACUUCACCUGCAGUGAGUGCUGUCCGCGCAGUCGAAUACCCCGCCGAAUUCCUCAGCCAUGGCCCAGACCUUUACCCGUGCCGAGGUUGCACAGCACAACACCGAAGACUCGGUCUGGUGCAUCAUCGAUCACCGUGUCUACGACCUCACCGACUUCCUCGAUGCUCACCCCGGUGGCAGUGUGGUCCUCAACCAGAUCGCCGGUCAAGAUGCCACCACGGACUUCUAUAACCUCCAUCGCCAGGAGGUGCUGGACCGGUACAGCCGUCUGUGCAUCGGCACGGUAGCGGGGGAAAGCCCCGAAGUCGUGACCCCCGAGCCGGGCAGUCUGAGCCAGGUCCCCUACGCCGAGCCUCUGUGGCUGCGGCCCGCAUUCAAGAGUCCCUACUACAAUGACAGCCAUCGGCGACUACAGAAGGCGCUACGCGAGUUCACGGACCGAUACGUCACCCCGGAAGCACAGGAGAAGGAGAGGGACGGCACCUAUAUCAGUCAGGAGUUGAUCGAUCGCAUGGCGGAGACCAAUAUUCUGGCGAUGCGGCUGGGGCCGGGUAAGCAUUUGCAUGGACGGAAGCUGCUGGGGGGCGUCGUUGAUGGGAAGGAAUUCGACUAUCUGCAUGACUUGGUCGUCUCGCAGGAGUUGGUGAGGGCCAAUGCUCGAGGCUUUCAGGACGGAAACAUGGCAGGCAUGGCCAUCAGUCUAACCGCCGUUCAGCAAUGGUUGCGCAACGAACCUCUUCGCCAGCAGAUCACAGAUGAAGUCCUGUCUGGCAAAAAGAAGAUGUGUCUUGCCAUCACGGAAGCCUUUGCGGGCAGCGAUGUUGCUGGUCUACGCACCACGGCUCAGAAGACCCCAGAUGGGAAGUACUACAUUGUGAAUGGAACCAAAAAAUGGAUCACGAACGGCAUGUUCUCCGACUACUUCGUCACCGGCUGUCGGACAGAGAAAGGCUUCUCGGUGCUACUGAUCCCUCGUGGGGAGGGUGUCGAGACGAAGCAGAUCAAGACCUCCUAUUCCACCGCUGCCGCAACGGCGUUCGUGCAGUUCGAGGAUGUCAAGGUGCCGGUCGAGAAUCUCCUUGGUGAAGAGCACAAGGGCUUCAUCGUGAUCAUGAGCAAUUUCAAUCACGAGCGUUUCAUGAUGGCCAGCAGCGUCAUUCGCAUGUGUGCGACCAUUGUCGAGGAGUGUCUGAAAUGGUGCAACCAGCGCAUCGUCUUCGGUAAGAAGCUGAUUGAGCAGCCAGUAAUGCGGCAAAAGCUCGCUCGGAUGAUCUCUCUCUGCGAAUCCAACCAAGCUUGGCUCGAAUCCAUCGCGUACCAAAUGUGCAACAUGAGCUAUGCAGAGCAAUCCGCUCAUCUGGGCGGUCCCAUCGGCUUGCUCAAAUCCCACGCCACACGCUCAGCUCAGGAGAUCGCCGAACAAGCUACCAACAUCUUCGGAGGCCGCGGUCUAACGCAGACGGGAAUGGGCAGGGUGAUUGAGAUGUUCCACCGGACGUACAAGUUCGAUGCCAUUCUGGGUGGCACGGAGGAGAUUUUGGCUGAUCUUGGUGUGCGCCAAGCGAUGAAGAAGUUCCCCAAGGCCAUGCUAUAGUCUAGUCCUUGAUUGCAACAAUUAUAAUUGAAUGCAGG
Messenger RNA from Aspergillus japonicus CBS 114.51, 1698 nucleotides. RefSeq names its product acyl-CoA dehydrogenase family protein. The record is from RefSeq and is a predicted model, not a curated record. NCBI's taxonomy places the organism in Eukaryota, Fungi, Ascomycota, Eurotiomycetes, Eurotiales, Aspergillaceae. Gene Ontology annotation, molecular function: acyl-CoA dehydrogenase activity; flavin adenine dinucleotide binding; heme binding. The transcript has 4 exons. The coding region runs from base 125 to 1660 and encodes 511 amino acids.